Messenger RNA from Schistocerca americana (American grasshopper), 2163 nucleotides. RefSeq names its product zinc finger protein 2 homolog. The record is from RefSeq and is a predicted model, not a curated record. Gene Ontology annotation, molecular function: RNA polymerase II cis-regulatory region sequence-specific DNA binding; DNA-binding transcription factor activity, RNA polymerase II-specific. Bases 194 to 1300 code for a protein of 368 amino acids. The transcript is spliced from 7 exons. Lineage: Eukaryota; Metazoa; Arthropoda; Insecta; Orthoptera; Acrididae. Gene Ontology annotation, biological process: regulation of transcription by RNA polymerase II; central nervous system development. Gene Ontology annotation, cellular component: nucleus.
AAAAAAGCCGUUUCAGACUUUGUGCUAUGUCUUAGGUGUACUACGGUAUAUCUUUUUUGUUUAAUUAAUUAGAUAUUGAUUCCGUGUUACCGUCCAUGUUCGUUAUUACAUAUGACUUUUUGUCUCACGAUCUUGUGAUUUUGGGAGCUCAGAGCAGUGUACCAUCAGCCGCACUGAAGUUGAAGAAAAAAAAAUGCUGCGCAUUAAUGGAUGUGAGGUGAUGGAAUGUGUAAGCUGUAUUAAGCAAGAAGAGGAUGAUGGAACUCUUAGGCCAUUUUAUACUGACCAACAGUGUACCCAGAUGUUGGUAGCAAUUAAGGAAGAGCCGACAGAUAAUUACCUGGAAGGUUGGGAGGAACUGGAGCUUGUUCCUGUAAAAGAGGAAGUAAAUCCAGAAACACCAAUUCCUUUUAGAGAAAUUGAAUCUGAUAUAUCUGAAGAUGAUGCACUGCUGAAGAAAAGUGUUGAUGGCUAUAUGGUUGUCAAUACAAAGGAGGGUGGCGAGACGUGCCCAUCAGUUAAUGGUGCCAGAGUCUUAAAUGGUGAUUCUGACAGAUUACUUCAAAAAAAGAAUGAGCACAAAACUGUCGAAGCCACUCCAAAAGCUGUCAGAAAGCGACGCAGGCACAAAUCGCAUUACAGCAGACAUCUUUCGGACAGGCCUUUCCAGUGUAAAAUUUGCCAGAAAUGUUUCCGAAAGCCCGAACAUUUACGCUGCCACGAAUUGUUCCAUUCAGAUGAACGGCAGUUUUUGUGUGACACUUGUGGCAAAGGUUUUUUUACCAACGGCGAUCUUAAGAGGCACGGAGUAGUCCAUACGGGAGAGAAACCUUACUCCUGUCCCAUCUGUUCAAAGACUUUCACGCAGUUGUGCAACAUGCAGUCACAUCUCAGAAAACGAUGCCAGAUAAAAGGGUACGGUUGUGAUCUGUGCAACAGGAUGUUUGAGGAUCAGGAGGCUCUCCAGAAACACAAGGCAAAUCACGAUAAGGUGCCGUACCACCGCAACAAGCGGAGGAAACCAUUCUGCCAGGACUUGCCGCCAUUCAUUUGUGACAUGUGCUCCAUGUGUUUUUCUAACAAACGAAAUUUAAUAUCCCACAUCAAAGUGCACAUGGGAGAUCUCAAGGCCACGAUCGCAUGUGAGAUUUGUGGUAAGAACUGUGCUCGGAGGGAACGCUUGAUCGUGCACAUGCGAAGCCAUACAGGAGAAAAACCUUUUUCGUGCAGUGUAUGUGGGAGAGCAUUUUCUCAGCAAUGUAAUUUAAAAAAGCACGAAGCUUUACAUUUGCCUGACUAAUCAUUAGGAGACAAGGUUGAUAUACUGUUACGUAUAAGGGCACAUUUCAGUUGUGGGAUAAUGUAGUACAUAUAUUGUAGCGAAACAUAAUCCUUUGCCCUGGUGAGAAAUUAAACUGCCUUUUAAUUAUAAUAAGACUGAAUAAAUGAACUAAUAAUAAACAUUGUAAUACUUUUAUUAGCACCAAAAUGCAUGUCAGAAUAUUUGCAAAUUUUAGUAGCUGUUCCUUUUUUGUGGCUCAUGUUCAUUAAUGUAGAAGAAACCUAUAUUAUUUAUUUAACAAUGAAAAUAAUCAAUUAUUGACAGUUUAAUGUAAAUGGAUAGGAAAAAAAUCCACUCGCCAAGGGAGGGCAGGAGAACACACGCACAAAAAGGUUUAACUUUUACAAGCUUUCGGAGCCAGUGGCUCCUCCUCCUGGCAGAAGAGUUGAAGGGGGAAGGAUGAGGGGUGAAGGAAAAGGGUUAGAGUUCAGAAAAGUCACCCAAAACCUCGGGUCAGGGAAGACUUACUGGAUGGGAUGAGAAGGCAAAAAUACUGGACGGUAGUCCAGUAUGUCUCCCCUGACAUGAGGUUCUGGGUGGCUUUUCUGAAAUGUAUCCUUUUCUUAAACCUGUCCAGUUCUUUUCCUUAACCCCUCUUCCUCCCCUUUCAACUCUUCUUCCAUAAGAAGGAGUCACUGGCUCCAAAAGCUUGUAAAAGUUAAAACUUCUUGUGUGUGUGUUCUCCUGCCGCCACUUGGUGGCUAUAUUUAUUGUUUUUUGGUAUAUGAAUGAGGAAUGGUAGUGAAUUGAAUUGUUUGUUUAUGUACAUUUUUAUCUGUUGUGACAAAAUCACCCACAUAAAGUGUUUUUUUUAAAUAUUA